GUUCUUUUAGCCAAGGAACGAACUACAAUGCAUUUUAACGAGUGGCCACAGUGCAUUUUAACACGAAAUUACGUUUUUUUUAAAUAUAGGUUAGGUAUAACUCUCAAACACCGAGAAACAUUAAACACCCAUUUUUCCGGCUUCAAACACAUCAGCUAUGAGGACAUGUUUACUUGCUGCCUAAUAUAUCCCGGUCACUGACAGGUGCCAUGGUAACAAGAUAAUCCGUGUUAUUCACUUUAACUGUCAGUGGUCAUAAUGUUAAUAGGGCUGAUUGGUGUAGAUCAUCUUUAGAAAAGCUUAAAUAUAUUGAAUAUAUUGAGUUGAACUUAAAACAACUAGAAUAUUAUAACCACCCAUGCGUAUAAUAAUUUAUUUGUUGUAAAAAUGUUUAGUGAAUAUUUUGGCCUCAUGUGACAAAGAGCUGCAUUAAUCAAAAUAUACAAAAUAUCUUCAGGGUGCUCGUAAUCUAAAUCCCAUCCCGUAUAAUGCUGAAUAUAUGGGCCAUAAAAUUCACCUGGACCAAAACGAGAAGCUUGUGAUGUUUGGAGUGACGCAUGUCGUGGCAGUUGAUGGCUACAGCAGCAAAAUUGUUGCCAAUGCCACCAUGCCAGUGAAAAACAACCUUGUGAUUUAUGAGGAAGUUUACAGAUCUGCAGUGGUUAACCAUGGGAUGUGGGACCAAGUCAGGGUUGACCAUGGCAAGGAGUUUUAUAUGUGCUUGUACAUGCAAGAGAUGCUGUCAAGACAUAGAUACAACCCUAGCAGGCCACCAUACCUUCAAACAACAUCAAAAAGGAAUCUUCGAGUGGAAAGGAUUUGGCCCGAGGUGAACAAUCGCGUGAACUACCCACUGAAACACGCCCUGGUACACAUGCUGGACCAAGAAGUCCUCAACAUGGAGGACAAUUUGACUAAAUUCUGCAUUUCAAACCUGACAUGUCAGUUAAGUCAAAUUGGACUAGGCAGAGUGGUGCAAUCGUGGAAUGCACACAGGAUCCCAGGCCGUGGGAUACCCAAUGAACUCGCAGCAGGUGGCUGUCCAGCUAAAAUCUCUGAAGAGCUGUUGCCCAAUGCCUCUGUUGUGGCAAACAUGUAUGAGCAAGAUUUUGGAUCCUCGCUGACUUGGGAGUCAGUAUUUGGAACUGACCCAUUUUCAUCUGAGGAGGAUAGAUGUCAUGCAGAACAAGACUUUGCAGAUACCUACCCUGACAUCUCUCUUCUUUUUAAUCAUGUGGUAAACAAUGACUAUACACCUUUCCAAGAUGCCUUGUUGCACUUAAUAAAUGUCACCCAAAGAUAUGUCUGAAAAAAGUAACUGGAAUGCUGUGGUAUUGAGUAGCUAGGACAUCAGACUUUGUUAGUGCUGAUUCAAAGUUUGUCCACCAUUUAUGCUAUUAUAGUUUUGAUAUAAAAUCACUGUUGAAUAGACUAUUGAUCGGUCUCAGUGUGUUUUGUUCUUUACUUCAUCAAACUGUAUUCAGUCUGCAUACAGCUUCUAUUGAUACCCUCUUAAUUGUUGCAUUUUUUACUGUAUG
This is a messenger RNA of Triplophysa dalaica, 1538 nucleotides long. RefSeq lists its product as uncharacterized. The record is from RefSeq and is a predicted model, not a curated record. NCBI's taxonomy places the organism in Eukaryota, Metazoa, Chordata, Actinopteri, Cypriniformes, Nemacheilidae. The transcript is spliced from 4 exons. The coding region runs from base 500 to 1309 and encodes 269 amino acids.